Auanema sp. JU1783 is the source of this 672-nucleotide messenger RNA. The record is from the annotation of a GenBank genome assembly. Lineage: Eukaryota; Metazoa; Nematoda; Chromadorea; Rhabditida; Rhabditidae.
AUGAAUACAGUAGUCGUCAGUCUUUUUCUCGUGACACUUUUACAUGCAGGCAGGAUAACCCGAUCCAUCACUGCUACUCAUGUUUCUACAUCAACGGUGGCUCCACUACAUAGCAACAACUCAUUCGUGAAUCCAGCCAUUUUAUCUCCUAAACUAGACGUUGAAAAGGAGCUAACCAAGAUUGCCGCCAUCUGUCUCACCGAAGCAGAAUACGAAGAGUCAUCAGGAAAUGUUGUUAGAUACUUCUACGCUCGAGCCCUUUCGAUAGCUUUGCUGCAGCAGAGCGUUUGUAGCAUAGGCCUGGGGGAAUUGCGCGCAAUUUUCAAUUUUUCACCUCUUCGUCCCUGGACGAUAUACAAUUAUACAGAGCCGAGUGAGGUGGAACUACGAGAUGCACCCACUCUAGAGGCAUAUUAUGAUUUGAGAGAACCGAUCUCUCCACAGAGCAGCCUCAGCGGUUCUCACUUGUUUGAGCAUAAUAUGCCUGCCGGUAUCGCAUUUGUGGAUUCUCACUUCCCGUCCAUACGCGCUAUAUUCCGGCAGAUAUUCAAAGAGAAAUAUCCCAAAACAGGAUCGAUAGAUAAGAAGACAGUAGAUUUUAUGAUCGACCGAUACUCUGACAUUCGUUCUAAAAUAUAUAAAGCAAUUGAUAAAAUGAUAUUCAACUGUUGA